AUUCUACGAGAAGGAAAACCGGAAGCGUCAAGCCUACGACUAUGGCAAGGGAGCGGAGCGAACGGCUAGAGAAAGACAGCUCUCCGAUGUCGGUGUGCGAGACUCCUGCGGGGUUUCCUGGACUGAACGGGUCGACAGGCUUAGUUAGCUAAGGAGGAGUUCAGGAAUCGCAAAGGACCUCUUCACUGCUGUUUCCCAGCGGUAGUGGGCUUCUUGGCGACACUUCAUACAGGUGUUGACGUGUGGACUUCUACUCUCUUGGGUCGCUUCUCGUCCCUUCUUACCCGGACUGCACCUAGAAAACCAUUCCAGCUAUGGAGCUAUCACCGAGGAACGCCAGGCAACGGCGGCGGGAAGCUAGCAGAAACUCGGCAUACCUCGAGAAGGGAACGACACUAUCGCCGGCACGGAUGGCCGCUUUUUUCUCGUUGGGCAUUCUCUGCACGAAAGUUCUCUGCAUCCAGGCCGACGCAAUCUUCUUCUCCAAGGAGCCCAAAUCUCAGGACGCCUUACACGGACGCAGCGCCAUGCUGCGGUGCGAGGUGAGCGGAGCGGCUGACGUUCGCUACAGCUGGCUGCACAACGGCGAGCCCGUGCUCGACUCAGAGCGGCGCUUUCAGGAAGGCAACAACCUCAAGUUCACCGCCGUGGACCGCCACCUGGACUCAGGGGCCUUCCAAUGUGUGGCCACAGACGCCGUGUUGGGGGAGGAAGCUCGCUCCAACAACGCGUCCUUCAACAUUAAAUGGUUGGAAAGUGGAGGUGUGACCCUGAAAGAGCCAGCCUCCGAAGCUGAGAUUGAGAGCUCUCAGCCAGUCACAUUACGCUGCCACAUUGACGGACACCCUCGGCCCACCUGCAAGUGGUACAAAGACGGUGUCCAGCAAACGGAUAAGACUCACCAGAUCAACAGUAAGGAGCGCACCCUGACCCUGAGGAACGCCAGCCCGGACGACAACGGGCUGUACUACUGCUGUGCCCGCAACGCUGCAGGACAAGUCUGCAGCAACAGCAACUUCACACUCAACAUCAUAGAUAAGAGCUUCCCACGUCCGGUGGUCAGGCCUGAUGACCAGGUGGUCUUGCGGAACGGCGAGGCCAUCUUCCACUGCCAGUUCACAGCAGAUCCUCCUCCCAUAGUGGAGUGGUUCCACGAGUCAGAACCCGUGGUCAACAAAACCCGGUUGAUCCUCUAUAGCAAUGGCACACUGCACAUCCUCCAGGUGAAGGUGCGCAGCACAGGCACGUACAGGUGUGUGGCCCACGGAGCCACCGGACGAAACAUCACUGUACAGGCCACCCUGAGUCUGGCAGAGAUUCAGGACCUGGGCCCCCCUCAGGACCACGUGUUCACCGCCAACUCUCAGGAGGCCAUCAGCUGCCGUGCGGGGGGCACACCAGAGCCCCAGGUGCGUUGGGAGAUGCCCGACGGGCAGGUCGCCGGCACCGAGGGCCGCGUCCACCAGGAGGGCAGCACCCUCCUGUUCAACCCCACGCAGAAAGGCGACUCGGGCACCUACAUCUGCACGGCCAACAACAAGGCCGGCAAGAAGAGCCAGGAGCACAGGGUCACCGUGGCAUCGGCUCCUGAGUGGGUAACUUCGCCCGAGGACACCAGCAUGAGGGAGGGGCAGCCCGGCUUCCUCCACUGCCACGCCCAGGCCACGCCCACUCCUGUGGUCACCUGGUAUCGAAACAGCAUUAUCAUCACCCUAGAGGAUUCUCGAUUCCUGCUGUUUCCCAAUGGCACCCUGCGGAUCAACAAUGUGGAGGUGUAUGAUGGUCUAAUGUAUGCCUGCCAGACCAAGACCAUAGGGGGCUUUCUCACUGGACAGGCCAAGGUCAAAGUGUUAGAGAAGCUGAAGUUCACCCCCACCCCCCAGGCCAUCCAGUGCCUGGAGCUGGAUAAGGAGAUCAGCAUCCAGUGCUCCGCCACGGGGGAGGAGCCUCCCAGCGUCCUCUGGACCAAAGCAGAUGGCAGUGAGUUGCCCCCUCGUGUUGAGCAGCGGAAUGGUGUGAUGCGUUUCAAUAAGGUAACUCGCGAGGAUGCAGGGAACUACACAUGCUUGGCCUCCAACCGCCUGCAGGGGGAGAUCCGAGCCUACGUCUCCUUCACCGUGGGGGUGUCCAUCCAGUUUAAGCUGGACCCCGAGUACACCACUGUGUACCAGGGACACACAGCCAUGCUGCACUGCCAGGCCACCGGAGACCCAGAGCCCAGCGUUCAGUGGAUGGUCAAGGACAAGAUGCUCUCAGCCAGUGCAGGAAGGUUUCAGGUCAUGCUGAAUGGCUCUCUUGUCAUCUCUGACGUGACCACAGAUGACACGGGCAGGUUCACUUGUGUGGCCGGAAACAGCUGUGGCAUCAGUGACCGUGUGGCACAGCUCUACGUCGUGGAGAAACCCCCGACAGGGUUCCCGCCAGAGGAAGAUAAAGCCCCCUAUAAGAUGAUCCAGACCAUCGGGCUGUCGGUGGGGGCCGCAGUCGCCUACAUCAUUGCCGUGCUGGGCCUCAUGUUCUACUGCAAGCAGAGACGCAACGCUAAGAGACUGCUGAAGGGACAGCAUGGAGACGAGCCAGAGAUGGAGUGCCUCAAUGGUGGCGCUUUGCAGCAGAAUGGCCUGACCACAGCAGAGAUUCAGGAGGAGGUGGCGCUGACCAGUGUAGGCACAACGGCAACUGCUGAGAAACGCCACAGCACCAACGACAAACUGCAUUUCCCCCGAGCGGACCUGCACACCAUCACCACUUUGGGGAAGGGUGAGUUUGGUGAGGUGCUGCUGGCCAAGGCAAAGGGCAUCGAGGAGGGCGAGGAGGAGACCGUGGUGCUGGUAAAAAGUCUGCAGGCGCGGGACGAGCAGCUGCAGCAGGACUUCCGCCGCGAGGCCGACAUGUUCGCCAAGCUCAGCCACCCCAACAUCGUGCGGCUGCUGGGGCUGUGCCGAGAUGCCGACCCCCACUACAUGAUCCUGGAGUAUGUGGAUCUGGGGGAUCUCAAGCAGUUCCUCAGAAUAUCCAAGAGCAAAGAUGAGAAGAUCAAGCCCCAGCCUAUCAGCACCAAAACCAAGGUGUCCAUCUGUGCCCAGGUGGCCAGUGCCAUGGAGCAGCUGUCCAGCCAGCGGUUUGUUCACCGAGACCUGGCCGCCAGGAACUGCCUGAUCAGUGGCCAGAGGCACGUCAAGGUGUCUGCCCUCGGCCUCAGCAAAGACGUCUACAACAGUGAGUACUACCACUACCGGCAGGUGUGGAUCCCCUUGCGCUGGAUGCCCACAGAGGCGGUGUUUGAGGAUGAUUUCUCCACUAAGUCGGACGUCUGGGCCUUCGGGGUGCUCAUGUGGGAAGUGUUCAGCCAUGGAGAGCUGCCUUAUGCUAAACUCAGUGAUGAUGAGGUCCUGGAAGGCCUGCAGGCUGGCAAGCUCAAGCUGCCCGCGUCGGACAGCUGCCCCUCCAAAGUGUCCAAGCUGAUGGCGCGCUGCUGGGCUCCCAGCCCCAAAGAGAGGCCCUCCUUCAGCGAGCUGGCCCAGGCGCUCACAGAGCUGCCCUCUGACAGCAAAGUCUGAGCGCUCCACUCUGCACCGCGCGACACAUACGGAAUACUUUGGACCCCCCCAGCCACCCCACCACACCCCCAUCUCUCCUUUAGCCCCAGCCCCAAGACCCGCCCGCCCGGACAAUCAAAGACAUGCUGGAUGCAGAACUGAGUCUGACACAUUUCAGGGGAGGAGAGGAGAGAGUGGGUUAUUGGAUCGGAAAAACGGAGACACUUUUGUAUUGACCAAGAUGUGUGUGUGCGCGUGUGUGUGUGUGUGUGCGUGUGUGUGUGUGUGUGUGUGUGUGUGUGUGUGUGUGUGUGUGUAUGUAUGUACGUACGUGAAAAAGGACUCAGACCCCAGGGAGCUUUUUGUUGUUUGUUUGUUUGCCUUAAUUGUGGCCAAGGCUGUUUGCACUCGUCCAUAGAGUUUCACCAUCCCACCAACCCACUGAGAUGCUUCUUUACCUCUCUCUCUCUCUCUCUCUCUCUCUCUCUCUCUCUCUCUCUCUCUCUCUCCUCCUCUCUUUCUCUCCCUCUUUUUCUCUUACUCUCUGUCUCUCUGUGGGACCCUGGGAACUGCCCAUCUCAUUGGAUGAGUACGGGAGCAGAAACUCUCAUCUGUGACCUCAGCCUUCCACCUCUGCUGUUCGGAGUACAAUCAGGAGAGAGACACUUGAGCUGAUGUCACCAUGCUGGACUCCCUUUGUGUCUGUUCAUUAUCGUAAUGCCUCUGUGCUCGUCUGGACUUGGAGUCCUUGAGUGCGGAGUCUGGUUUUAUUUACAAACCAUUUACUUGGGAGAUGAAGAUUUAGGGGUACAAGCUGAAAAACAGGAAGAAAGGUUUGGAUGAAGGGUUUGUUGUCUGUUACUUCUGGAUCAGAUCCGUACUUUAUCAGGACCUGCUUUGUGCUGCCUGCCCAAGGAAAUACUAAGAAGAAAGCUGUUAGAGGCUAGCUGUGUGUAUGCUUCCCGUGUGUCUAUGUUUGUGUGUGUUUAAAGAGAUUCAGUUAUGACUGUGCUGAUCAUCUUCACAUAUAUCUUUGCGGUGCUCUUCGGAGACAACGGUUGCCAAUGGUAACGCCACCCAGCACCUCAGCUUGUGGCCUUCUGUGAGCCUCCAUCUCUGGAUUCUCUGCAUCCUUACGGUGAGCUGACGGAAACCACAGGCAGACACCCUCUCCCUGAUGCUGGCGUGGUCCUAAUCCACAUCAUCUUUGCUGUCUGGCCUACUCUACAUGUCAAAGCCCAGAUGAAAUAUUCACCUGAAACCUGCACUAACCACACCAACUCACUUCAGAUUUCUCUUAUUUUUAUAAAGUCGUAUUGUAGAAGGAUAUGCAGGCAACCUUGUUUUUAUCACGAAGGUCCUGUGUUUUAUAUCUUUUUUUUAUUGGUUUGUUUUUAUUCUUUUUUUUCUGUCUGUGGAAAGGUACUCUGUGAUGCUUUUUAUACAGUUUAAAGUGCAUACUGCUCUUGCCCUAGCCCUCACAACACACAGUGCAGAUUGUGUUCAAUAAUGUUAUAGCUUGAUACAUCAGUCUAAGAGAGCGCUACUGACCACGAGAGACUAAAGAGAGACUAAAGGUCACCAUCACUCAGCAGAUUCUAAGUGCCUAGGAAAAAAAAUGAAGGAUUAUCUGCAUUUUCUAUUGUAUCUUAUCAAACAGCAGUGGCCUCUUUGUCUGUGAGGACCCUUUUGUAUAUCCUUUUUGUAUUUGUUUUAAUAUUUUUUUAAGUUCGGAAACAGUCCUUGUUUUACUCUGUAUUAAUGCAAGGCUCUUACACUUUGGCCUUUUUUUAAUGUGCUUUUGCAAACGGUCACAAUAAUCAACAUGUAUACUUGCUGCUCUCAUUAAAGGCCCUCACUUGUA
Clupea harengus (Atlantic herring) is the source of this 5403-nucleotide messenger RNA. RefSeq names its product protein tyrosine kinase 7b (gene ptk7b). NCBI's taxonomy places the organism in Eukaryota, Metazoa, Chordata, Actinopteri, Clupeiformes, Clupeidae. Gene Ontology annotation, biological process: protein phosphorylation; homophilic cell-cell adhesion; synapse organization. Gene Ontology annotation, cellular component: plasma membrane; neuronal cell body; axon. Gene Ontology annotation, molecular function: ATP binding; axon guidance receptor activity; protein tyrosine kinase activity. The record is from RefSeq and is a predicted model, not a curated record.